This is a messenger RNA of Juglans regia (Persian walnut), 3929 nucleotides long. RefSeq lists its product as uncharacterized. Bases 401 to 3649 code for a protein of 1082 amino acids. The transcript is spliced from 4 exons. Lineage: Eukaryota; Viridiplantae; Streptophyta; Magnoliopsida; Fagales; Juglandaceae. The record is from RefSeq and is a predicted model, not a curated record.
ACAAAUUUCAUGUCCCUGUUCUAAGAAGGUCGUUUGUUUGUGAAGAUUUCUUAUCUGGGAUCUCUCUCUUCCUCACUCUCUUAAAAGAAAAAAUGAAAAUAAAAGUAAAAAGCUUUCUCUCUCUAAAUAUUCUUUGAGAGAGAAAGAGAGUGGCCCAGCAGAUCGAAAUCUCCUCCUUUUCUUCAAUCUGGUCACGAUCUAAGCUCCUUCAAUGGUGUUGCAAAAACACCCACUUUGUUGUUUGUUGAAUAAUUAUUGGUAUUAUUUUCUCUAGCUGCUUUGGUAUCAGUGGUGAGAGUCCGGGACUCCGAAUUUUCCAUGAUGGGUAGUUUCCGUUGAAUGAAUCAAUUGAUGCAGGAUUCUUGUGGAGGGAGGUGAUAGGAGGAUGUGGGUCUGAGGAAUGGGAACAAAAGUGCAUUGUAAAAGUUAUUUGCCAGGAUUUUACCCAAUGAGGGAUCUUAACGAGAAUUCUAACAGCUGUAGCUGGCCAUAUUAUGGUGAUAAAACCAUGGUAAAUGGGCAGUAUUAUAAUGCUUUCCUGCCCAGGGCUGCCACAGAUCUGUAUCCAGGUUAUGACAAGGAUGUAGUGAAGCAGACAAUACUCAAGCAUGAGGAAACAUUCAGAACUCAGGUCUAUGAACUUCACCGCCUUUACAGAAUACAGAAGGAUUUGAUGGAUGAAUUCAAGAGAAAAGAACUACAUAAAAACGUUAUGCCUGUUGAGACAUUAUUUUCAUCAAGCCCCUUAGCUUCUCAAAUUACAUCGGGAGAUGCUCAGAAAUGGUAUAUCCCCAGCUUCCCUCCAGAAAAAUCUGUUUCUGCUAGACCAUUUGUUUCAGGUGUUGAGGACAUUCAUUCUCCUUUGAGUUCUAUGAAAGGAAAUGGCACACAAGUUGGUCCUUUUCCAUCCCAAAAUGGGGGUAGUUCAAAGGAUUUAGAGGUGCUGGACUCCAGACCCACGAAGGUCAGGAGAAAAUUGAUUGAUCUUCAACUUCCAGCUGAUGAAUACAUUGAUACUGAAGAAGGGGAACAGUUCAGUGAAGAAAAAGCUUCUAGUAUGUCGAGUCAUCAUUCUAAUAUAAAUCAUACGGUAGCCACUGAUAAUGGCGUAAAGCUGUUUCUUGGCGAUGGUGGGAAGAGUGGCUUUCAAGGAGAUGCUUUGAAACCUGAUAUGUGUUUAGAGAGCAGAAAUGGUUUGGCUGACUUGAAUGAGCCUAUUCAGGCUGAAGAAACAAAUGCUUCUGGACAUGUAGAUCUUCUGGGCCAGGUUGUCUCUUACCGUGAGACUAGAGGCCUGGAUCUGUCUGCUAAACCUAACUUGCAGUUUCAAAGUUUGCCAAAGGGAAUUUCACUCAACUCCUACCAUGGAAGUGAUAAUGGGACUCGAAACAGUUGGCACUUAGAGAGCAGUGGAAAUGGAAAAGGGUGGUUUGACCAUGUGCUUGAAGCAGGGCACAGUAAAAGUGACUUGAAAUCUGGUUCUCAAGUUCUCCAACCAGAAGUAUCUUCCCAGCCAAUGCAAGUUUUGCUUAAAGUUCAUGAACCUUCUGCUUACCAUCUAACUGAUCAAAGCAAGAUCGGAUUGUGGAAUGAAAGAACAGUGUGCGCUUCAGAAACCCCGGAUAGAAGUCAUGAAAUCUCCAGCAAUAAGCAUCUGGGGUCAAUGGUGACUUCCCAUAUGCCCAGCCCAUAUCCUAUUGUUCCUUCGUCUGAUUUGGCCAAGUCUUGGUCUCACUCAGUUUCAUCUUGGGAAAAACAAGGUAGCUCCUUAAGCCAGAAGUCAAUAUCAGGUCAAAAACAACCAUGUUUGAACUCAUCUGCUGCUUCAUUGAGUAAGAGUUGUCAGUCAUCAGUGCAGAGCAAUGGAUUUUUUGGAGAUGCAUGGCAUCUUAAGAGCAAUUCUAGCUGUAACCCGGGUUCUGGAAAUGAAGCGCCUAACAGAAAUGGAUUUUACCAGGGGUCAUCAUCUGGGUCCAAGGAACUAUCGGUUCACCUCCCUUCAAUCAGCUAUGAUUAUCUGAACUGUGUUAAUGAUCCUAACAGAGCUCCAGAUCAAUUCAGCAAUAAUAGUUUUGUGAAGUACUCUAAGGGUUCAGAUUACAUGGACAUGAAAUCUGUGAAAGAUGAGUGCUUGAAUGUGGUUCUUCCAAACCAUUCAUCCAACAAAGUAGCUCCCAGGCAAGGUUUUGAGAUCAUAGAUGGAGGACAGAAGCAUGAAGACCAUCUUUCAGUCUUGCCAUGGCUCAGACCUAAGCCUUCUUCUAAGAAUGAGACCUCCAAUGUUGGGAGAGUUUUAAACACAGAGGAGCUGAGUUUCCUGCAAUCUUCACCAAGUCAGGUGUCCAACAAAAAGGAGAUGGAAAAGGGAAUUAAUCACAUUUUCCCCCCGAACAUAAAACUGGUUUCUUGUUCUAAUGAUGUUGAGAUCAAGAGGAUUGAAAUAGGUGACUACCCAACUAAUAGAAAAAUUCUUGGGUUUCCAAUAUUUGAGAAGUCUCAUAUUUCUGAAAAUGAGUCUUGUUCUUUCACCUCCCCCUCUAUGUCCCUUCCUCUCCCAUUAAAAGGUGAAGUUGUGGAGAAUAACAGGAAAAACAGAGACCUUGAUAUGAACUUGCCUUGUGAACCUGCAGUUCCCGACUUUGGUCAGACAGCGGAAGUUUUUGUCAAAGAUAAGAAAACAGAUGCAAAUGUUUCUAUUUUCAGACAUAACAUUGAUCUGAAUUCCUGUAUAAGUGAUGAUGAAGCAUCCUUGUUACCUUCUAUUCCAAGCACUAACGUGAAGAUUACGGCAGGGAUAGAUUUAGAAGCCCCUGUAGUUGCUGAGACUAAGGAGGAUGCCACUCAUGGAGAUGCUGCCGAAAAGCAGCAUGAUGCUCCUUUGCAACUAGAACAACACAAUAUUGAGCACCCACAGGAUGAACUUAUGAUGGUAGCAGCAGAGGCAAUCAUUUCCAUCUCAACAUCAGGUUUGCUCGAUCAGUUUAAUAAUGUUACUUGCAAUCCAUCAGCAGCUACUAUGACAGACCACCUUAAUUGGUUUGCGGAGAUAGUUUCCUCAUAUGGACAAGACAUUGAGGGCAAGUCUGAUGCUGUUUUGAGAGUCAAAGAUGGUGAUGACAAUGAAGAAGAAGGGAGUGAUUACUUUGAGUUGAUGACAUUAAAACUAAUGGAGACCAAGGAAGAAGAUUAUAUGCCUAAACCUCUGGUUCCAGAAAGCUUAAAGCUGGAGGAAACUGGAACUACUGUAUUACCAAAUCGGCCCCGAAAGGGCCAGGCAAGGAGGGGGAGGCAGAGGAGGGACUUCCAAAGAGACAUCCUUCCAGGCCUUGCUUCUCUUUCAAGGCAUGAGGUAACAGAAGAUCUUCAAACGUUUGGCGGGCUAAUGCGAGCAACAGGUCAUUCGUGGCAUUCAGGGUUAACGAGGAGGAGCUCUACCAGGAAUGGAUGUGGGAGGGGGAGGCGACGGUCAGCAGCGAGUUCCUCACCUACCAUGCCAACAAGCCCAGCUUGCACUCCACUUAUACAACAGCUUAAUAACACUGAAGUGGGACUGGAGGAUAGAAGCCUAGCAGGGUGGGGGAAGACGACUAGACGACCCCGCCGGCAGAGAUGCCCCGCAGGUAAUCAUGCAUUGAUCCCUUUAACCUAGUGGUGGAAAGAAGCUGCGAUUUAUUCAUUUAGAAUUUUAUAGAGGGAGGUAAGGAGUUGUUUCUUUGGCAGCCCCGCCGGGAGAGGGAGUGUUGUGGAGGAGGGUGGGUAAGAUGGUUUUGAGCCAUGGGGACUGCCUUUGUACAUUUCUUGACCCAAAAUUUGGGCUUGCUUGAUUAUCUACCUUUGAAUGUUCACCUACUUUGUAUUAUCAGAAAUAAUGUUGUAUGAUUUCUCCCGGCAUAUAUAACAGCAUUCCUUCACUCAUAUGUUCACAGUCA